Messenger RNA from Hibiscus syriacus, 530 nucleotides. RefSeq lists its product as uncharacterized. The coding region runs from base 176 to 478 and encodes 100 amino acids. NCBI's taxonomy places the organism in Eukaryota, Viridiplantae, Streptophyta, Magnoliopsida, Malvales, Malvaceae. The transcript has 3 exons. The record is from RefSeq and is a predicted model, not a curated record.
AUGAAUUAUCACUUCACAUGUUGCCCGUUCCUUUCUCUUCUCGAUGAAAUAAGGAAGUAUCUUAGAAAUUUCUUUGAGAUUAUAUAAACUUUAGUGUUUGCUCGACUCUUUGAAUGGGAAAAAAAGAAUCAGUCAAUAAAUAAGAAGGUUUGAAGAACAGCGAAUUUGGACGACGAUGGUGAUUAAAACGGAAAUUACAGCAAACAGAGAGAUUGGCGGGCUUUUAAAUUCUGCACUUUCUCGAAAUGAUUUGGUUUCAAUCUAUGUAUUUCCAGAUUCAGACCAUCAUUUGCUUGGAGCCUGGAUGACAAAAGAGUACAGGAAAACUCACAGGGAAGUCGAUAGAAUGAAAACGAAUGAUCUUAGCUCUUCAAAUUCACAAACAAGUUCAAAGCGAAAGGUUAUAAAAAAGAUCGCUGAGCGUUGCGCCGCCAUGGCUGUAUUUACAGGAACAAAUCCAGAGGAGACCUCGUGGUAAGUUGACUUAUUAUUGAUGAAAGUUAAUCCUGGAGUUCUUUCCUUUGAUGCUA